AUGUGGCCCCCCGUCGCUCCCCCAUCGCUCCACCGCCGCUCUCCCGCCGCUCCCUUGCUCCCUCGCUCCCCAGCUCUUUUUGAGGCCACCGCUGGGAAAACACUCACGGCAGGAGCGGAGGAACAGGACUCUUCACGCGCCGUAAUAAAGAUGCCAUCUGACAGAUCCUGCUGUCGAACCGCCGCUCCGUGCACCACUGCCGGCGCUCCCUCUCCUGUGUUUUGUUCUAUUUGA
Molecule: messenger RNA, 234 nt
Organism: Knipowitschia caucasica
Lineage: Eukaryota; Metazoa; Chordata; Actinopteri; Gobiiformes; Gobiidae
Source: the annotation of a GenBank genome assembly